AUGUCUCAAUUUUUACGACCACUGGCAAUUUUCAGCUCGUCUUGGUCUCGUUCGUGUAUAACACGAACUUCCAAACAGUCUAGGUCAUUCGUGAAACCGUUACUAUGGGGUACUGCUAUUUCCAUCUUUUCAGCUGCGUAUGCAGUACAAAGCACAACCAUCCAUCUUGAUGCUGGGUCAUCUCUGCCCGACUCCGAAUUCGAGAUUGAUCCCGCAACAUCAAUUGCUUUCCCUAAGACCCUUUGUAUACCAUCAAAGAUCCCUUUGCCUCAGUUCUCACUGGUUGGCGUUGGAGUGAGAACCGUGUCAUUCCUUGGCAUAAAGGUGUACUCUGUUGGCUUUUAUGCUGACCUUGCCAAUCCAAACCUGAAUAUUCCCAUGACCGCAACUCCCGACCAAAAAAUUGAGCACAUUAUCCUACCCACUCGCGGCACAUCCUACUCACAUCUCCGUGAUGGCUUCAUGCGUGCCCUCACUGCGCGCAUGCAGCUUGCACAUACACGUGCUACAAUCACUCCAGAAGAGGAACCUGCAGCCCAGUCUUCCUUGAGGACAUUGAAAUCGCUUUUCCCGACUACAUCAAUGUCAAAGGGCAAACCAUUUGACAUAGUACUCCUCGCGCCAUUGCGCAGUCCGUCUCGCCCACGUACUCUGGUACUUACAGAUAUGGGCUCGGUGGAAAAUGAUUGGGUAGCAGAGGAGUUUGUCUUGGCAUAUUUCGAAGGUAACGGAAUUAGCCCUCCAUUGAAGAAAGCUGUCAUAGAGCACGUACAAACGUUCGGAAGUAGUAUUUAA
Molecule: messenger RNA, 795 nt
Organism: Suillus subaureus
Lineage: Eukaryota; Fungi; Basidiomycota; Agaricomycetes; Boletales; Suillaceae
Product: chalcone-flavanone isomerase-domain-containing protein
Exons: 5
Coding region: 1-795 (264 amino acids)
Molecular function (GO): intramolecular lyase activity
Source: RefSeq, a predicted model, not a curated record